CCAAACGACUGCUCGAUCAUAGGAUAAUAGACCCUGUCUCUAGUACGUGCGGCAGAUUCGUCGUCGCUUUUGAGAGGGAGGGAAUUCUUGAAGAGGUUCUCGAAGGAGAACGACGAGAUGACGAGAAUCCGAAGAGGCGAGCAAAGGAGGGAAGUCUCCCUAAGUGGAGGGGAUGCGGCCAACAGUCACAUUAUAUGCAGCCUGUUGAUUCAUUGGACACGGCAGUGACAACCGCGCUGUAUACAGCAUCACACGUUGCAGCCGAGGUGAUUGAGCUCGCUUGAUACAUAAUCUCGUUGAAGUUUCCUCGAUUGGCGUUAUCGGCGUUCCGUGACUAAAGGUGCAGUCUCGAUCUCGUAGACUGAAAGGGAUUGAACGUGCCGUUGGACUACGUGAAACAAGCUUCGCGCGGCGUGGAAGAGCACACACAAUAUCCGGAAGAGUGACCGGGUGCGGGCCUGAUCGGCGAACACACCGACCACGGCCGUCGGAGGCACACAUGCUGAAGAGCCGAGGAACGACUUACCGCGUAAACGAGCUUCCAUUAUCAUGAGGCCUUGGACCAACAAAUCCCUCGGCCUUGGUUUUCUCGGCGUCUUACUGAUCGUUUCCGGCACGACUCUCUAUUUAUCUUGGCCAGCGAUAUUCCAUUAUAUUCUCCAAAAAGAAAUACCGUUGUCACCGACGUCGAAAGCGUUCGAAAUAUGGAACGACACGAGCAGCUUGCCUCCCAUGUAUUUCAAAAUCUACUUCUUCAAUUGGACCAAUCCGCAGCAGCUGAGGAUCCCUGGGAAGAAGCCGAACCUCGAGCAAGUCGGCCCAUACGUAUUCCGGGAGAUCAGGCAAAAGGCGAACGUGGUGUUUCACCCUGAGAAUCACACGGUGAGCUAUUUCAACCGGCGAUGGUGGUACUUCAAGCCGGAGCUUAGCAACGGAUCCCUGACCGACCGCAUCACUCAACUGAAUGCCGUCGCGAUCUCGGCGAAACACAAGGUGAGAUACUGGGACGGAGCGUUGCAAACUACUCUGUCGCUGAUGCUGUCGGCGUCGAACGUGCAUACCACGAAGAUGGUGGAUCAGCUGUUGUUCAAGGGUUACGAAGACGCGCUGAUCGAGCUGGGAAGAAUGGCGGCGGAACUAGGAGAGGACGUGCCACCCUUCGACAAGUUUGGAUGGUUCUACAUGAGGAACGGAUCCACGAUGUUCGAUGGUCACUUAAACAUGGACACAGGUGCUCUGAACAUUGGCGACUUUGGUACCUUGAGGAAAUGGAACGACAAGGACACGACCAGGUUCUUCAAAAGUCCGUGCAACGUAGUGGAAGGAAGCGCGGGCGAGUUCUGGCCGCCGUAUCGACAGAAAGACGAGAUCCUCUUGUUCUCCGGUGAACUCUGCAGGCCAUUGACGUUCGAGUACUCGCACACGGUCGAUCACAUGGGCCUAGAGGGCUAUCGGUACGAUCUCAGCGAGAAGACGUUAGGAAACAGCACGAAACGACGCUAUCCUCACGAUCAAGCAAAGUAUUUCGAACCGACCACUACCACCGAAGACUUCUUCGAAGCUGAACACUCGGCAGAAGUGACGAACGCUCCCGAAGAGGAUCCAGACGUAGUAAACAUAGGGAACUGCUUUUGCAACGGGAAAUGCACCCCCGCGGGUCUGCUGAAUGUGAGCGUCUGCCGCUACGGCGCUCCUGUGUUCGUCAGUCUGCCUCAUUUCAACAGAGCCGACCCCAGCCUCAGAGAACACGUUACCGGACUUAAUCCCGACGAGGAACAUGACUUCUUCAUCACGCUCGAGCCGGCUUUUCAAAUCCGUACCAAACGUUUACUUCCCAGUGAUGUGGUUCGCAUUGGAUGUCGACGCGCCUGACGAAUUUGUCGACGGAUUGAAAAAACUUUUAUCUUUGCCGAACGUAAUCAUAUACGCUGGCGUGGUUAUGAUCCUUGUGGGGUCACUCAUGGUCUUCAUGGUUGCGGUGUUAUAUCUUUUGAACAAACAACGCGCAAACUCUAUGACUACCGACAAGAAUGUCAAGCAAGAGAUAUUGGCUCCCGCGGACAAAUCAGAACUGAUUUACUUGGACAAGAGCAACGGUGGCGACGAUAUGCACGUUAGAAACGAUCGUAAAUUAUAUCCUAACUCGACUGAAUCCAUCAACGCGGAUCUACAGUCGAAGCUUCAGAAUCAAAAGUAGAGGAGAGGAAACAAAAAUGUCUAUCAAUGAAUCUAGUCGAUCGAGCGUGUUCGACGGAUAGCGUCGAUGCGGUUAACGAUCGGAGGUUUCUCCUUUUACGAUAAGAUGUCCAAGUAUUUGAACGCGAUAUCGGCGAAAGCCGAACAUUUCAGGAUUUCGGGCAAAAUCCAUCGAAUUCCUAUGAAAUGGUUUAUCUGUAGUAAAAAAUACAGAUAUCCUAGGGCGUUUCACGAGUGACGUUUCGAGUCCACGAGCCACUGAUACAAUUUCUUAUCAUUUUCAGCUAAGGAACCUUGUGUUUUUAUAUUGUGUUUGACGUCCUCUAGAAUCAAAGCGAAGUGCAUAACCAGGGUUCGUACCUUGGUUUAGUUGUGAAAAAAAAAUGUCGGCUAGAUCGAUGCCAUACAUUCCCUCCUUGUCUUUGUGUCAUUCAAUUAAAAUCAAACGUAAGACUGAUGAAAGCGAAAAAAGUCACGAACGAUGCUUAAAAAUUAACCAAUCGAUAUAUUUCUGCUUGGUUUUCGUAAUAAGCGUGAUUUGAUGUGUGGAUGGGACCAAGGAAUUAUAGACAUCAUUAUUGCUCAUGAAUAUAAAUAAACGAACGGAGACAACGAGUCACGUCAGUAAAUGACACACUUGUGACGAAAGUGGCACAACUUGGGAAAGUAUAUUUCCAGAAAAAGCGAAAGACCGUCUUCUACAAUCACAAGUUAUUUUGUGCAAUUCGAAAGGACAAAAGUCAGAACAAGAAACAUUUGGAGGUUUCAUCAGUCAGCCAGUACAAAUCACUUUUCGUUCAAAAUCACUUUAGUCACCUUUUUAUUAUUGAAACCGUCAUUUUCAUCAUUAUAAUAUUAUUACGAUAUUAUAAACUAAACUGCUUCACCGACUGAAGGUUUUGACAAGAAAUGUAUGUGUAUAAAAAAAAAGAAAGCAAUAUGACUGGCACUAUAUUUAUAGAAUGCAACAUAUUAUACGAAUCAAGAUGAACGACAUGAUACAACUUUGCCAGCUAAAUUAUAAAGACAAAUUAGAUUUUUUUAAAAAUAUCUCUGCAAACAUUCUCACAGUGAUAGAUAACUCGAAAGUAAAGUCGUCUUUCGAAUUAUGUCACCCUCGUCGCAAGUGUGUGAUAUGUAAUAGGUGCCAAACUUUCGCGAACGUUGAUCAAGAGUCGUUGAUCAAAUAAUCAUUUUAUCGCCAAUAUCAAUGUUCCUGCUGUUUCAAAAGCUACUUCAGUGCCAAACUCGACGGGAAAGCUGUUAAGUUUUUUUACUCGUUUAUUACUUGUCUUUAAGAUUGCCACGAACGUCAACGAUUUAUAUACAUGAUCAGUGUAUGAUCAAACGUGAUAGAUAUUGCGAGGCUUAAAUUAAUACGUUCCGAUCAAGUGCAAUUAUCGUGUAGUUGUAAUUCCAAUUCUGUAAUUAUUAAACACACGAUAAAGCUUCUAAUCGUUUCAGAUUUUGUAUGGUAUUUUAAUAAAAACUCUCAACUUUUGCCACGUUGCACUAAUAGGCAUCCCGCAUCAGUUUCACAAAAAAUCGGAUACGAAAGCAAAAAAAUCAUUCGCGACACUCUUGGGAUUAACUUCCUUAUCGUCGAUGAGUAACCACGCACGCGGACUCAUCGAGCGUUGAUAACAACGAACGACACGCUCGUCAUCUUUUCCUUAAAUUUCUAACAAAGAACUAACUGAAUUUUUCAUCAUCACCGAAUUGAUCACUUCAAUUUGAAUAAAAAAUACGAAACAUUGUAUCCUUGUUUAUAGCGUGCAUUUUUUCUAAAACACUCUUGCAACAGUAUAUUUUCAUGUUCGCGGUCCAAUCGCUUUCCCGAAUGUAUGUUCAAGCCGUUAUCUCUGCCUGCGAUUAGAUUUCUUACUCAUCAUCGCAGCAAAGUUUUUCAAAAAUCUGCUAUUUUGCCGAAGACGAGUCGUCGCGUCGAAAGCUAGAACUCUCUCGAGUUCCGGGAAACCAAGAAGCUAGCGACUCUCUCUCGCACUCGUCAACCUUGCUUUUC
Messenger RNA from Heterotrigona itama, 4219 nucleotides. NCBI's taxonomy places the organism in Eukaryota, Metazoa, Arthropoda, Insecta, Hymenoptera, Apidae. The record is from the annotation of a GenBank genome assembly.